Messenger RNA from Macroventuria anomochaeta, 1298 nucleotides. RefSeq lists its product as uncharacterized. Bases 274 to 1182 code for a protein of 302 amino acids. The record is from RefSeq and is a predicted model, not a curated record. NCBI's taxonomy places the organism in Eukaryota, Fungi, Ascomycota, Dothideomycetes, Pleosporales, Didymellaceae. The transcript has 2 exons.
CUUGUCGGCCUCAGCGUCGCCUGGGGAAGAGCCAAACUUCAAGCGUGUCUCGCCAAUCACAGCAGGGUGCCCAGACCAAGCCAAGAUCUUCGGCCAAGCAACACCAAGGCCAAGAUUCACCCAGGCAAAUCGCAUGUAACUUGGGUUCUUGUCCUCUCCUGGGGGCUUUGCUAUAUCAUGCUCAUCCCGUCCGCUCCAAAUCCGCUCCAAAUUCGUCGUUACCAGCCACGGAUGCCCAUCGAGACGUAGCGCGAACAUCGCCGCCUGCCGGUUAUGGAAUCCCGACACCCGCCGGCGCCCUGCUCGGCCACACACGCUCAAAGCCACAGCAGCAGCCACUCGUCGCCCGCCGAGACCGACUAUGAGUGUGAUUACAACGAGAAAGACACAUACCCGCGCAAGGACAGCACACGGACAGACUGUGCCAGCAAGUCUACAUAUGGCCACGUUCAUGAUUCCGUCAUCUCGCCAUUCUCGCCAAAGACCUCCGCGCCGCCAAGCCUCAGCAGCAGCAUCUCCAGCAAUGUAGGACGGAAGCACCAUUCCGUUUCUGAGAUCCAGGAGACACACGACCGCGAGAGCCGGCAGAGUCACAGGGUAUCAUAUCCUCCACGCGCGCAUUUGGAAGAUCCAGAGAAGGCCAACUCCUAUGAUUUGCCGUACGAGCACCGCUCGCAGAACCGCGCCUCAGUUCCAAAUGCAGUUGUGUACGACAAGAGUGAAUAUCACGAGAAAGGUCCUGAGGAUAAGACCUGGCAACUACUAUUCUAUCUCUCUGCACCGGCCGCACUUCUCUCUAUCGCAAUCACCUUCUGGACCAUCAUCGCAAUUCUAAUCUCGCUUGCGCUCUACCCAUUGCGCUUCUGCAGCAACCGCCCGCCGCUCUCCACUCAGCUUACGACGUUCCUUGCACCCGCUCUCAACCUGCAACUCCACCUUGUCUACUCGUUCGAUGCGUCAGAAAGUUACAGCGUACCAAUGCUGGUUAUCAUCCACCUCUUCUCGCCUAUCAUCGCGUUCGGUGUUGCGAUCGCUUCGUGGACAGCUGCAGGGUUCUGGUUUUUCUCGUCCAUUUUGGGCGACCCUGGGGGUCACGACGGCGGCCGUCAUAAUGACGGAAAGGACUGCAUUUUGGGCGUCAGGAAUUACUGGGAGAGGUGGCUCUCGCGAGGACUGAAAUGAUUUAACCUCGAGAUUUAAAGAAGAAGCUUUCUAAGAGAAGAUUCGAUUCGCGCAUCACAAUUUCACCAUUUUAGCGCUCUUCCAGUUGGAGGAGCAGCAUUCAGCGGCAUGGCAUG